UUUAUUAAAAAUAAUAAAUAUUAAUGAUUCCCAGUAUAUUGAAAAAUAAAUAUGUAGAAUCUUUCCUUAUUUGGCUGAAAUCCUACACAAACCUGAAGUCUCUUGCUCAAAAUAUGCCAGAAUCUUUCAGUUAGAUCAAAAGAAUUUUGCCGAAUCCUGUGUAAAUCUGCAGGCUCUUGCUCCAAAAAAAAACUGGGCAUCAGCUGUCACUAUUGCAAUCUUGCAUAAUUUUCUGAAGCAUAUUGUGCAAAUCUGCAGAAUGUUAAUGUAAUUCAGCAGAAUCUGGCAUAAAUUGGCAGAAUCUUAUGAAAUCUGAGAAAUCUUAAAGAUAACAUGCAUAUUUAGACUAGAUUCUUCCCGUUUACUUUAAGAUUCAAGCAUAUUUAAGCAAGAGACUUUGAGCGAAAUUCUCAGAUGUAACUAGAUUCUAGCAUAUUGAAGCAAGUCUCCUUAUUUUGUCCAUUUUGUACAGAUUCACUUAAAGAUUCAGCAGAUAUACACAAUAAUCCUUCAGAAAAAUUAUGCAAGAUUGACAAAAAUUCAGCUGAUUCCCAGUUUAUUGGAGUAAGAGUCUGCCGAUUUAUAAGGGAUUCUGCAUAUUUAAACAAGAUUCUUCUGUUUUAUUUUAAGAUCCCAGCAUAUUUGAGCAAGUGACUUCAGGUUUGCAGAGGAUUCCCACCAAAUAAGGCAAGAUUCUGCAUAUUUAUCUUUCAAUAUGCUGGAUAUCGUCAGUAAAUAUGUUGCAUGAUUUUCUCAAGGAUAUUUUGUAGAUCAUCAGGCUCCUGCUUAAUUAAAUAUGCAUCAUCUAUAAAUCUAAAAUCUUGCCUAAAUUAACAGAAUCUUCAACUAAAUCUGAUCUCACUUGCUCACAUAUUCUGGAAUCUUAAAGUAAACCUGAAUUAAUUUAUUUCUCCGAUUUGCCAAAGAUGACAGGAACUACUAACAGUCAAGAGCUAACGACCUAGGCUAAAAUUUUGAGAGAAAAAAAAUUGUGUUGUACAAUUUAAAUAGACUUCUUUCCACAGUCUAAGCUGUUCAUAUAUUAUUAAUAUGAUAUCUUUAAUUGUUAAAACUUUAUUUUUUUAAAUAAAUUCUUACAAUUUAGUGUUAGAUUUAUGAAAGAUUGUUUUAUUUGUAUUUCAUGACAUUUUAAUAUUAAAAAUCUUAAUUGAAUGUUUUAUUUGUUAUUAACCAUUUAGAAUUUUAUCAUCGAAUGUACUAAAUAAAUUAUACAUUUACUAGAAUCGUCAGAACUAAUAAACCACCCCCCAUUUUAUUAAACAGUCAAUUUGUUAAUGAUUAUAAUUUAACAGCUGGCAUUUACACCAGCUUUCAACAUGCAAUAAGAUGUUAUUAGGGCAGCUUUCAGGCACAGCAGGUGCCCCCCCCCCUGGUCUCGAGAGGGUGGCCGGUUUAUAAAAGGCCGGUCCUUCGUCGACACCAUGCCAGUGGGGUUGAUCCUUCUUGCAAGUAUGCACGUGAACCAAUUCGCCCUGGCGCUGGCCUGUGUAGCCUUGGCAAGGGGCCAAGGACAGGACGAGGCCUGUGAGACCCUACCGUCUGAGAUACACAUAAUCAAAGAGGAGUUUGACGAGUUAGGGAGGCUUUCAAGGACAUGCAAUGGUGACAUAGCGGUGAACAAGUGUGAAGGCGCAUGUACAUCGCAAGUGCAGCCGAGUGUCAUAACGCCUACGGGCUUCCUCAAGGAGUGCUACUGCUGCAGAGAGAGUUUUCUUCGUGAGAGGAUUGUCACUCUAACACACUGCUAUGACCCGGACGGUAUGCGCCUCGAACGGGAUGGCUCGUCAACUAUGGACGUGAAGCUGAGGGAGCCUUCGGACUGCAAGUGUUUCAAAUGCGGCGACUACACACGAUAGGACUUUUUUGUUUGUUUUUUGUUGUUUUUUUUCUCCGCCCCCAUCAUUUAUUUUAUUUAAGCAAUAAGUCAGUGCUGUAAUUAUAAAAUUAUUAUAACAAUUGUACUGUAUAAGUUAUAAGGGAAUUUGUGCAUUUAUUCAAUUGACACAUUUGAAAAAAUAAA
This is a messenger RNA of Cimex lectularius (bed bug), 2041 nucleotides long. RefSeq names its product partner of bursicon (gene Pburs). Lineage: Eukaryota; Metazoa; Arthropoda; Insecta; Hemiptera; Cimicidae. The record is from RefSeq and is a predicted model, not a curated record. Gene Ontology annotation, cellular component: bursicon neuropeptide hormone complex; extracellular region. Gene Ontology annotation, molecular function: neuropeptide hormone activity; G protein-coupled receptor binding. The transcript has 3 exons. Bases 1443 to 1877 code for a protein of 144 amino acids. Gene Ontology annotation, biological process: G protein-coupled receptor signaling pathway.